CGUUCUCGGGUUGGAUAAAAACUACCUUUUCGAAUACUCCCGAAAAUGUUUUGUUAAUGUGAACAAAUUGUUACAACCUGAAAAUGUUGCGCGUGUUGUGUUUAGGACUUGUUGUGUUUGCUGCGUUGACUGUUACUUUGGUAACGUCAGAGGAGAAGUGGAUUGGGAAUAUCGAUGCUAAGUAUGGGUGGCAUUACAUAAAAGUCUGGUAUUGUCGUUCCUGGUAUUAUCCUCCCCAUCAAUGCGGACCGAGUGGAUGUGACCGGAUACAUUCGUGUGGACAAACCAGUUAUUAUGAUCGCGCGGUUUAUGGUUGGUCAUACUCCUGUCAACCUGGAUGGACCACUAGUACACCUCGGAAUUGUGAUAUACCGAUCUGUCGACCAAGUUGUCAGCAUGGCGGUGUUUGCGUUAAGCCCAAUGAGUGUGACUGUGGGAGUGUGGCUACAGGAUUAACAUGCCAGACACAGUCUUGUUCUUACCAACGACCAUGCUAUCCUGGAGAUUGUAGAAAUGAUACGUGCGCAUGCGAGACCGGCUUCUACAUGACAAACUCAAGCGACGGCUGUAUUAAUAUAAACAAUACUGUGGAGGAAUUCCGACCAGUCAUCACAAGCAGUAAUGUAUCGAUUGCCCAUAUCAGAAGAGAAGACAGUAAGACGCAGUACAUGUUUACAGUUCUUGGAAGAGAUGAGAACAAUUUCACCCUUAUUUGGAUCGACCAAAUGCGCUUCAACUACUUACGUUUUGAGUUUGAUGUAAUGAUUGAUACUCCUGACAUGCCAUUAAGACCUGUAUAUGUGCAUGAUGGUAAAAUCGGCGUCGUAGGCAGUAGUAUAGAAGCAAAUCUCACCAAAAUUCCUCGUGAUGGAAGUUCGAAGGAACGGCUCGUUGCCUUUAACAAAACAUACGAGUGUCAGACUGGAAUAUCAUCAGACAAUCCCACAGUGGGGAAAGACACAUGCAUCCUUAGCGACGAGAACUUUGUUACACUGAUCGAACAUGGUGAUAUUCUUCAAAUCAAGUUCCAAUCUCGCAGUGGCGGGUAUCAGAAGAUAUCUAAUGUGGAUGAUUGCGGCAGACUGUUUGCGACAAAGUAUUACACUGGUCUUAAGGCGGAGGAAAUCUUGGAGUUUCGAUUCGACUUCGUAACACCAACUCAUUGUUCUGAAGAGCUAAUGCAAUGUUCUAAGAAACUGCUUCACGUGGCAAACGAGUUUACUAGUGAUCAUAUUUUCAUCACAUGGGAUGGUUGGACUGAUGCGUUGGCUGGCAUGUGGCAGUACUACGUGGAAAUUUUCAAACUUACACCCAACAGAGAUGAUAGGCUAGUAGAAGCCAUACCCAUCGACCCCGUAUUUCAUAUCACAAUGAAUCAUACCGCUGGUAUUAUGUCUACUCAGUAUACCCCUGACGAACCUGGAAUGUACAGUGUUCUGCUAAAGGUUUCUGAUAUGGCCAAUAAUUCUCGUAUUGCUCGGCGCUUUGUUUUGUUCGAUGCCACACCUGAAAUAACAAUCAGUUCUGAGCCGGACAAAAAGCUGUACAUAUCAAGUGCCGUGAAGGAGACUGGAUACGCCUGGCAAACGCCUUCAGUCGGUGAUGACAAAGUAACAGUAAAUGUAAGAUGGGUUGGGCAUUUUGCGAAUCAACUACAUGAAGAUGGGAAAUUCCUUGCUGAAAUUGAGAAAUAUCCUAUUCAAUUUAAAGAACUCGAAGACGACGGUAUAUUGAUGAGCCAAAAGUUUGUAGCGGAUUCUCUUGAUGACAACGAGGGUAAACGGACACGUCAAGCAAUCCCCAACUAUCAUGGCAUCGUCAAAUAUGAGGUUGUUUACGAUCAAUCUGCAUUGGAACAGGCGCCUACAAUUGGUUGGUUAGAAGUUGAUCUUAGUGAACAAACAUCUACGCAAAGAAUUCUUGUAGAUGGCGACCGCUUGCGCGUAUGGGUCAGAGCUACUGACGUUAUGGGAAAUACAAAGACGGACUCGACGUUCAUGAGAAUUGACGGAUCUCCGCCGACCAUUUCAAGUGGAAAUAGUUCUGAUCAUCAACUUCAGUUAAAUGUUGCUGAUGGAUCAUACAGUCAUUCUUCAAGAGCAAUGUUUUUGGCGGCUGAUCUUCAAAGUGGAGUUCACCAGAUUGGAAUAAAGUUAACAGUCAAAUCGCCUGGGAAGGAUGAUAUUGUCACAUACCAAAAUUUUACAGACGCCAGUCGAGGGGAAAACAACGAAGACCCAAGGUGUAUCGGUUUAGAUCAGAACGGAGUGUGUCUUCUGCCAACACAGAAAGUGGAUAUUGACAACUGCUGGCUGACUGUUAGCAAGGAAGACCUGGUGUCAGCUUCAGGCGAGCUAGAGAUUACAGCAUACAAUCAAGCAAUGCUUACAGCAACCGCCGUAUUUGAUAUGGGUCCAUUGACAGAGCUCCAAGGUUUGGAAAAAUAUAAUGGUCCAACGAAAAUGAGAAUUGAAAACAAGUCACCCACUGGCUUUCGGCUUGCAUGGGACCUGCCAGAAACUGAAUCUUGCUACGGGAAAGCAGACAUUGUUAUUAUUUUAACGUUUAAGGACUCAACUGGCGAAAUCCAAAUUAAGUCUUUUGAAACUAGAAGCACUGCAAGCUUUUUCGAUUUUCUCGGACUGGACCCUGAAGUUGAAUACAAUCUAGGGCUACAGAUAAAGGCCGAUGGUGGAACGGCUCAACAAUUCGGAGAAGACCUUUCUGUUGUAACUCCUAAACAAGAAAACGCAUCUGCAGGGGUUUCUACUGGCGCUGUGGCUGGAAUGAUAGUUGGUUUACUUUCGAUGUGCGCUUUGGUUGUUCUCGUUCUCUUCGUCCUCACCCGUCGUGGAAUCAUCAACGUUCAACCGCAACGCAGAAUGGGCGAGAUACGUCGAGCUGUUACAAAGCGUGUACGUCAAUCGAGAAUGUUUGCGCCUGAGACUCAGGGACACUCACACGAGAACAAGGUCUAUGCGUAUGAUAAUCGACAGAGUGAGUUGUACUUAUACGGGGGAAUGGACUUCAAUACAUCUAGCAAAGGCUACAUUAGUAGGGAUCAGAUUACAUUUGACGUGCUCUUAAAGAGUGGACAUUUUGCAAACAUAUACCGAGCACGUUACAAUGGACAAAACGUCGUGGCUAAAACUCUGAAAGAGCACUUCACGAAGGAUGACGAACUAUUAAUGAAGGCAAAGGUAAACUUCUCUUCCGACAGAGUUGGCGAUCAUCCGAACGUGAUUAAGUUUGUCGGCGCGAUAGUGGAUGACGUGACAAUGGGUCCAAUGAUUAUUUAUGAGUUUUGCGAAAACGGAACAAUGAAGGAUUACCUCGUGAAAAACAAAUCCAACAUGAACGUUGAAAUGCAAGAAAACCUCUUCCGCUUUGGACUAGAUAUCGCCAAAGGCAUGGAGUUUCUUGCCUCUAGAGGGGUGACACACCGACGUCUUGCUGCCCGAAACAUUCUCCUUAAUUUCAUGAACGAGGCGAAGAUUGCAGGAUUUGGACCCCAGUCGGCUGGCGAGGAGGAUGGAGGAGACGCGGAAACUGGAAAGAAGGAACGUAUCCCAAUCAAAUGGGUGGCGCCUGAAUGUAUGGAAUCAACAAAGAAAGCCAACGAGAGGAGCGAUGUCUGGUCGUAUGCUGUAGUUCUUUGGGAAAUCUUCUCGCUCGGUGAGACGCCGUACACAGGUAAAAGCCGUGAUCUUCCCCAGCGCCUAAAGAAAGGUGAACGUCUCGGGAAACCGGAGCUGUGUGAUGAGACAUGGUACAAAGUAAUGCAGAAAUGUUGGGAAUUCGACUCAAAGAAACGACCACGCUUUGCUGAAGUCCGCGAACAACUGGACGCACUCUUCGUGAAUUCUCCAGGGGACGAUUUCUAUUACUACAAACGGUAGAUCACGCGAAGAACUCUACAUUUGUGAAGAUAAUUUCUAGAGAGUCGAAGAAAAGACGUUUUUAUUUAUUAUUUAAAACACUAAAUCUCGCGAAAGACUCUACAAAUCCUUGGGAGUCGUAGGAAAGACUAUAACAUGUAUGAAUACAAACGCUUAAUCAUGCGAUUAACUGUACUCAAAUUCAUCAUAUUCCUCGUCGCUGCUGCAGUUAUAUUCAAAACGCUAAAAUUAUCGAUAUGCUUUACAUUAUUGGAGCAAUCUUGGAACUAAAGCUACAAACGCCACCCAUCUCAAAAUGAAACGCAUUUUGAAUAAAAAACUGAAGUAUUUAAGUGCUAUUGAGAGAUAGCAUAUAAUUAUUAAUCAAAAAGUGUCUCUUCUUCAUUUGAUAGCUUUUACUUCUUCAAACACUAACUUGCAAAAAUACUAUAUACUAUACAUCUUGUUCUAUGUUCACGAGCAUUUCAUGCUCAAGUUACUUCAUAUUUAUGUUUUGAACAAAGUGUCAGUGUUAGAAAGCAUAAUGUCAAAAUGCGAAUGUACCAAUGGUCCUGACGAAGUUAAUACUUGUAUAUUAUACUGGUUUUGUUGAUAUAGUACCGCGUCAUUGCUAAUACUCUCUAUUUCAAUACAUGGGUUACUUAUUUUCUUCAGUCUGCACUACGUGAAAACUCAUUUUAAUUGUGAGUUAAUUGUAAUAUGUAACCGGAUUCAUUCCGUUCUCAACAGGAAUACUACUUUAUAAAUAACAAAGAGCGUGAAUGAAUUUAAUAUAUUCUAUAAGUUGUACUUUCAAAGUAAGUAUCCUUUAAAACCGUUGCCAUACUGAAUAUUCCAGAAUGCUUUUUUUUUAAAUUUCAUUAGAUCUUGUUCAAUAGUUCGACCUGGGCCUUUAUAGAAACAUAACUUAACGUUCGAUUACUGUUAGACUUGUAGUUUGCUUACAUGUUCAUAUCUAAUCAUUCCAGUCCAUCAUUUCGUUUCUAUAUUAAACAUAUCAUUUAACAUUGGAAAAAAAAUGCGUUUCUUUGUGUUUUUUUGUUUGCCUGUCCCAUAUUAGUUUGUAUCAUGUGAAUCCCAAUUUAGUCAAAGGUUGUAUGCGUUUCCUUUAUUGCUCGUAACGUGAAGCCUAGACGCGUUCCUUUAUCGUAACAUGUGAAACGUUUGGCGAAUUGUACACGUUUGGUUAGUUGUUAAUGUUUUGAAGAAGCUACAGGUGUCUUUGCAAAGCGGAAAACGCACUAAAAUGAUUCAGACAAUUGAGUUUCCUGAUCCUCAUGAUCCUUGCCUCUGUUUUAAGUUCGGUU
Molecule: messenger RNA, 5206 nt
Organism: Mya arenaria
Lineage: Eukaryota; Metazoa; Mollusca; Bivalvia; Myida; Myidae
Exons: 28
Coding region: 84-3899 (1271 amino acids)
Biological process (GO): protein phosphorylation; positive regulation of kinase activity; multicellular organism development
Cellular component (GO): signaling receptor complex
Molecular function (GO): protein binding; transmembrane receptor protein tyrosine kinase activity; ATP binding
Source: RefSeq, a predicted model, not a curated record